This is a messenger RNA of Cetraspora pellucida, 228 nucleotides long. The record is from the annotation of a GenBank genome assembly. NCBI's taxonomy places the organism in Eukaryota, Fungi, Glomeromycota, Glomeromycetes, Diversisporales, Gigasporaceae.
AUGAAUAAUUCCACAAAUAAUUUUAUAAAUCAGACUACUGGUAGUCAAUUUCAACAUACUACAACUCAAAUAAAUUCAUCCAAUAAUCUUAUCAUUACACAUUUAAUUGACGGUGGCAACCCGUUCAUUGAAACACAAAGUCCAGCAAAUCAAAAUCAAACUGUUUCUCCGCAAAAUACUCAAUUUUCGGACAUAUUAUUCUUUGGAACACCCUCUUGGAAAAAAUGA